GAGCCGAUCGCAUGAUGUUCUCUUUUACACGCCGUAGCCACCUGGGCCAUAGGCUUCUCAUGGCAUACAUAAUUUGAUUGAGUGUAAUGUCAUCACUAUUCUUCCUCAAUGGCUGACCUUCAAUCGGUGGCCCUCAGGCAAACUACUUAUAAACGAGUGCGCUGGGGCUCUAAUCACAACCAACUAGAUCGAGCUUCCUAUACCCCUCAAUCUUCCUUGCAGCUGCAACGAACCAGUGGACUAAAGUCACGUAUUCCUCCUCGUCGUGCUUGGGUCCCUAUCUAUCCAGAACAAGAGGACUCAUCAGAGUGCGUCACACAUAUGAUAUACAUGAUGCGCAUCAUGCCCGGCAUCAUGAUGGCUAUACCAUGAUCUCACUGAUCAUGAUCAUGCUGCAAGGAUGGAAUUGCGAACAUUGUGCAGUCCAUCAGGAGUCCUACAUUGAAUAGGUAGGCAACUUUGAAGCUAGCUAUAAUCUAACGAACAGCAACGUACUUCGCACUUAGUAUGAAAGUUGAAACGGCAGUUCACGGUUUCUCCGGCAACGUCGGGCGUCUCCCUCUGCCCAUUGCUUUUGCAUGUUGUGCAUCAAGGCUCCUUUCUGGAACUCCAGGUUCAAGCAUCUCUCGCAUCUUGUCCUUCUUGGAGAAACUCAGGUCCUUUCCAUGCUUUGCUUGCAGGGUGAGGUGGAUGAGCAAGGGGACCGCACCGAACGGCCAGCCAGCAGGUCUGCGCAAGAAGGGUUUUGACCCUGGCGCCAGCCAGGGAAAAACUCACCGGAAAAUCCUGGCGGCCAGCCAGGAAGUACCGGUUUACCUUCGGUGCGGUCCCCUGGAUGAGCCCAUCAAGUCGGAUCUCAUGAGCCAGAUUAGAAUCAGCAGGGACGAUCCAGAACGUGUAUCCAUCUUUGAGCCCGGCGCAAUCAACAUGGAUCGCUCCAUUGCGAAUUCGGUGGAGAAGCAGAGGUGGGAACUGUACGAUGCUGACGGGCGGCCCCAGCAGCAGAUUGAGACCAUUAUUGUGGAGGAGGCAGUAGAGAGCGAGUCUGCCUAUGCCCAACGCUUCCAAGCUGCCUCCAGCCCUACCAGCAGAAGUACCUCGAGCAGAGAAAGUACGUCGCCAACGAUUGUGAAGGUGCCUGGGCAAGCCGUGCUGGACUUCUUUGAGGACAACCUGGACCCGCAGGUACGUUCCAACAUUACUGCAGGAUGCCCACAGUCCCUGGUUGCAAGCUCUGCCGAAGGAGGGGGCACCCGAGCACGAGCCACGUGA
This is a messenger RNA of Klebsormidium nitens, 1272 nucleotides long. The record is from the annotation of a GenBank genome assembly. Lineage: Eukaryota; Viridiplantae; Streptophyta; Klebsormidiophyceae; Klebsormidiales; Klebsormidiaceae.